GACUCGCGGCGGUGUACAAUACGUCCGAUAGUGGGAAGUGAUAACGAUGGGCGAUAAAGAUUGAAUUGCGCCGUUUGUAUGAAAUGACCGUCGUGAGAUGACCAUCUGUGAUUUCUUCUUCUGACCCAAGGAAGCGCAGACGAUGUGGAAACUGGACUCGUACGAGCUCACGCAUCCGGAAUCGCUGUCAGAGCAUCAGCUCCGCGAGAUUCUGAAGAAUAGUUGCAUUGAGAUCCUUAAGUUUGAAAAACUAUGUAAAAGUGAAUUGCUGGAAAUGUACAAACGAGUUGCAAUGCCUUUACCUCAGCGGCAACAUGCAAAUGCAAAGAAUAUAGUAGAUAUGAUAUCAGAGAACUCCAUUACAGUUAUAAGUGAUAAUGAUAUGCACAGUUUAGCUACAGACUUGAACAAAGGAAAUAAGAGGAUAUUUCAAACGUCUCAACUUCAGACAGAUACAAAACCUCUUAACGAUCAGAAAUCAAUGAGCAAGAAGAUUCGAUUAUGUUCAACGCCAAAAGAAAUUGGAUGUAAUGGAAUUUAUAAACGCAAUUAUGGAGAACAGAGCGAGGAAUCUCUACCGAAAAAACGUCAGAAGAUAACAUGGCCAUGAACAAGAGAAAUAUAUCCUCUACUUCUUUUUAAAUCUGUUACUAUAGAAAUUCAAUUUGAAAUAGUAACAUGUUAAUACAAUAAUUUUUAUAUCAUAUGAUUGAACUUGCAAUGUUUGACCAGUAUAUGAAGGAUAUUGUAUAUAUUCACACGAAUAUUUUAAGAACAAGAUUGCUUGCUAAUCUUGCUAAACCGUUUGUAAUACUUUGAGACCCGAUUGUUCCACCUUUUGAUAAAUUUUAUCUGUUGAGUAAGUAGCCAAGUAAUAAGAUUACCCAAUCACAUGCGUGAAUUACCAGAUUUACUUAACAGGUAAAAUUUAUCAAAAGAUAGAACAACUAGCCUUGAAUCAUGAUUUAAACAGAUCGACAAACAUUAAUAUACAAAUAACUUAUGUUUCUCGAUUAUUUUAAUGUCCGAAUAAUAUAAAAACUAUAGAUUCUAUGUGAUGAUUCUAUAAGUAGGUCUGAUAUAUAUUUUGUAUAAAUUUUAUUAUAUAAUUUGCGUAAAAAAAACGGGAAUUUAAUUAGGUAUGACUGUUAGAUUUGGCAGCUGGCGAUAUAUACAAAAAACUAACAUUACGUUUAAUAUAUAUAUCUCUACACAUUGCUAUAUCAGUUUAUGUAAUCGAACAAUCGACAAAUUGUACAUACAUGACAAAUUUUGUUUGUUAAACAUUGAAUCAAUGCAGUAUUUGAUGUUAAAUGAAUCGAUAGAGGCGUGCGUUAGUCAAGAUAAUCUUAUUGUUUUGCGACAUAUGGAGAUGUGAACAGUAUUCAAUAACAAUACAGUUACUUAAAACGAUUAUUUGUAAUACAUAAUAUCGUUCGCUUAUUCAUAUUAUAUGCACUGCUUAUAAAGUGGAAAUAUCUUAGCGUUUGUAAAUUUAGAAUGUACAUGCACAUAUAUUAGGUCUGUUCUUUGUAGCUACAUUACUUUGUAUUUUCUACGCUUUAAAUGAAAUAGAUAUUUAAUUAAAGAGUGGAGAGAAGGGAAAAGAA
This is a messenger RNA of Acromyrmex echinatior (Panamanian leafcutter ant), 1610 nucleotides long. RefSeq lists its product as uncharacterized. The record is from RefSeq and is a predicted model, not a curated record. Lineage: Eukaryota; Metazoa; Arthropoda; Insecta; Hymenoptera; Formicidae. Gene Ontology annotation, biological process: embryonic morphogenesis. Gene Ontology annotation, cellular component: tRNA-splicing ligase complex.